Lasiodiplodia theobromae is the source of this 1287-nucleotide messenger RNA. RefSeq lists its product as uncharacterized. The coding region runs from base 1 to 1287 and encodes 428 amino acids. The record is from RefSeq and is a predicted model, not a curated record. Gene Ontology annotation, molecular function: oxidoreductase activity. Lineage: Eukaryota; Fungi; Ascomycota; Dothideomycetes; Botryosphaeriales; Botryosphaeriaceae. The transcript has 4 exons.
AUGGGCGUCGAAGACGUUCUGAAGGUGCUGUUGGGCAAAGCUGACAAUGUCCCCGGCUUCAUUGAAACCCAUCCCAAGCUCACAUUUGGCGCCUCUGUGCUACUUUGCUACACGCUACUAUGCAAGGCUCUACGUUUUCAGCGGCUGCGCAGGAUGCAGUCCAAGUACCCGUACAAGACGCGGGGUGACAUGGCGCGCAUGACAAAUGAAGAGGCGCAAGAGAUCCAGAAAGAGCUCAUCCAAUGCGAGUUUCCGUUCACCAUGAACAAGGCACUGCAGUUUGCCUUGUUUCGCACGUACGGCAUCCCGACCAUCAGUAGGUUGCUUGUGCAGACUCAGCAGCUCUCUGAGAAGGAACAUGCACCCAGGCGCUACGUCGAUACCGAAGUGCUGAUCCAGGACUUUAUCGCCAACUCUCCGGAAUCAGAACGCGCCAAUGCCGCCAUUGCGCGUAUGAAUUACUUGCACAGCCUAUACCGCAAAUCCGGCAAGAUCUCGAACGGCGACUUGCUGUACACGCUGGCAUUGUUCGCGCUUGAGCCAAAGAACUGGAUCAAUCGCUACGAAUGGCGUAAGCUUACCGACCUCGAAAUAUGUGCACUCGGCACCUUCUGGAAGUCCGUUGGCGAUGCCAUGGAAAUCUCCUACGAGGAACUGCCGGGCUCAACAGAGGGCUGGAAGGACGGGAUCCAGUGGAUCGACGAGGUUGCGAAGUGGAGUGAAGCAUACGAAAAGAAGUACAUGGUCUCCCACCAGGACAACAAGAAGACAGCCGAUGAAACGACUGCCAUGUUGCUCUACGAUGCUCCCUCGUCCUUACAUCCCGUCGGUUUCAAGGUCGUCUCGGCACUCAUGGACGGACGGCUGCGAAAGGCCAUGAUGUAUCCGGAUCCGCCUGCCGGCUUGGUCUCGGCUAUCGAUGUUGCGUUUAAGAUCCGCGCCUUCUUGCUGAGAAAUCUCGCCCUGCCGCGACCACAUUUCCUGCGGUCGCAGAGAAUGUCUGAUGAACCCAACAAGGAUGGGAGAUACUACCAGCUUUCCUAUGACGUCGAUCCCUGGUACGUUGAAGCAACCUUCGCCAAUCGCUGGGCAGCAAAGUCUUGGCUGAAGUGGAUGGCGGGUAAACCGUAUCCAGGAAGUGCAGGCUUCAAGUCGGAAGGCUAUGUUCUCGCAGAGAUUGGACCCAAGAACCUCGAGGGCAAGGGGACAGAGUACGUCACGGAGGCAAAAGAGCGUUUGCUCAAGCAGGGUCGUGGCGGUUGUCCUUUCGCUGUGGCGAAGAGCUAA